Molecule: messenger RNA, 3340 nt
Organism: Arachis duranensis
Lineage: Eukaryota; Viridiplantae; Streptophyta; Magnoliopsida; Fabales; Fabaceae
Product: ribonuclease TUDOR 1
Exons: 17
Coding region: 174-3020 (948 amino acids)
Biological process (GO): mRNA catabolic process; regulatory ncRNA-mediated gene silencing
Cellular component (GO): nucleus; RISC complex; cytosol
Molecular function (GO): RNA binding; nuclease activity
Source: RefSeq, a predicted model, not a curated record
GGCAUUCAUUCAUUCAUUUCACAUUAACCAGCUCUCUUCUUCCUCCUUUCUAAUAUUUAACAAUUGCAUCUCUCUCUCUCUCUCUCUCUGAAUCGUGAUCCGCCGCCGAAUUCUCUGUUCUCAUCGAAUCCAUCGCUGUUCCUCAGAAGCAGAUCGUAGGUUAGCUGUUGAAGAUGGCAUCAACAGCGACUGGGUGGUACAGAGGAAGGGUCAAAGCUGUUCCUUCUGGGGAUUGUUUGGUCAUUGUGGCCCUCACUAGCUCAAGGCCUGGUGCUCUUCCUGAAAAGACCAUCACUUUAUCAUCUUUAAUUGCUCCUAGGCUGGCAAGAAGGGGUGGUGUGGAUGAACCAUAUGCUUGGGAAAGUAGAGAAUUUCUAAGGAAGCUCUGCGUUGGGAAGGAGGUGACCUUCAAGAUUGAUUACAAUGUGCCCUCCAUAAAUCGUGAGUUUGCAAGUGUUUUUCUUGGGGACAAGAAUGUUGCAAUGCUGGUUGUUGCUGCAGGAUGGGCAAAGAUUAGAGAGCAGGGGCAACAGAAAGGAGAAGCAAGCCCUUACCUUGCAGAAUUGUUAAGAUUGGAAGAACAAGCUAAACAGGAAGGUGUUGGUCGUUGGAACAAGAGUCCAGGUGCUGCUGAGGCCUCCAUCAGAAAUCUACCACCUUCAGCCAUUGGUGAUCCAAGCAACUUGGAUGCUAUGGGUUUGUUGGCUGCAAACAAAGGCAAGCCAAUGGAAGGAAUUGUUGAGCAGGUUCGCGAUGGCAGUACCCUGCGAGUCUAUCUGCUCCCUGAAUUUCAGUUUGUCCAAGUUUUCGUGGCUGGAAUUCAGUCCCCACAAAUGGGAAGGAAAGCUGCAUCAGAGCCUGUUGUUGAGUCAGAGGUGACAGCAGAUGCUCAUGAGGCUAAAUUUUUCACCGAGAUGAGAGUGUUGAACCGAGAUGUGCGGGUUGUCCUUGAAGGUGUUGAUAAGUUCAGCAAUUUGAUUGGGUCAGUGUAUUAUCCUGAUGGUGAAUCAGCAAAAGACCUGGCGUUGGAACUUGUUGAAAAUGGUUUCGCCAAAUAUGUUGAAUGGAGUGCAAAUAUGAUGGAGGAUGAGGCAAAGAGGAAGCUGAAGGCUGCAGAGCUUCAGGCUAAGAAAAGCAGAUUGAGGAUGUGGACAAACUAUGUACCACCAGCAACUAAUUCCAAGGCAAUUCAUGACCAGAAUUUUACAGGAAAGGUGGUUGAGGUUGUAAGUGGGGACUGCAUCAUUGUUGCAGAUGAUUCCAUUCCUUAUGGCAGUCCACUAGCAGAGAGACGAGUUAACCUGUCAAGUAUUCGAUGUCCCAAAAUGGGCAAUCCUCGUAGAGAUGAAAAACCAGCUCCCUAUGCUCGUGAAGCAAAGGAGUUCUUGAGAACACGCCUCAUUGGCCGUCAAGUUAAUGUACAAAUGGAGUAUUCUAGAAAGGUUAGUCCAGCAGAUGGGUCUGCAGCUCCACCUGGAGCUGCUGAUGCUAGAUCAAUGGAUUUUGGAUCGGUUUUCCUAGCAUCAAAUGUUAAGAGUGAGGGUGAUGGUGUUCCUGCUGGUAGCCAGCAACCCGGGGUCAAUGUCGCUGAGUUGGUAGUUGCUCGAGGAUUUGGAACUGUCAUUAGACAUCGGGACUUUGAUGAGAGAUCAAACUACUAUGAUGCUCUUCUUGCUGCAGAAUCACGUGCCAUAUCUGGCAAAAAAGGGAUCCAUUCUGCCAAGGACUCUCCGGUCAUGCAUAUAACUGAUCUGACCAUUGCAUCAGCCAAGAAAGCCAAAGAUUUCUUGCCUUUCCUGCACCGGAGUAGAAGAAUCCCAGCUGUUGUGGAAUAUGUCCUCAGCGGCCAUCGUUUCAAAUUGUUAAUUCCAAAAGAAACUUGCAGCAUUGCUUUUGCAUUCUCUGGUGUUAGAUGUCCUGGUCGUGACGAGCCAUAUUCUGAGGAAGCAAUUGCACUGAUGAGGCGAAAGAUUAUGCAGAGAGAUGUUGAGAUUGAAGUGGAAACUGUUGAUAGAACUGGAACGUUCUUGGGAUCCUUAUGGGAGUCAAGGACAAAUGUAGCAGUUACACUCCUUGAAGCUGGUCUUGCAAAACUUCAAACAUCCUUUGGCAGUGACAGAAUUCCUGAUUUACACCUUCUGGAGCAAGCUGAACAAUCUGCAAAGAGGCAAAAGCUGAAAAUAUGGGAGAAUUAUGUUGAAGGGGAGGAAGUCUCUAAUGGUGCAACUGUUGAAAACAAACAGCAAGAAGUUCUUAAGGUUGUGGUUACAGAAGUUUUGGGUGGUGGUAAAUUCUAUGUUCAACCCGCUGGAGAUCAGAAGAUAGCAUCCAUUCAGCAACAGCUUUCUUUUUUGAACCUUCAAGAAGCUCCUCUGCUUGGUGCUUUCAGUCCUAAGAAGGGUGACAUAGUCCUUUGUCAUUUUCUGGCAGAUAAAUCAUGGUACCGAGCAAUGAUCGUCAAUGGGCCUCGAGGAGCCGUUCAAUCUCCCCAGGAUAAAUUUGAAGUAUUCUACAUUGAUUAUGGAAAUCAAGAAGAAGUAACUUACAGUCAGUUACGACCACUUGAUCCAUCUGUCUCUGCCGCUCCUGGUCUUGCUCAACUGUGCAGCCUUGCAUACAUGAAGGUUCCAAACUUGGAAGAGGACUUUGGCCAAGAAGCAGCUGAAUAUUUGAGCGAACUCACUUUAGGCAGCGGCAAAGAAUUCAGGGCCAAGGUUGAGGACAGAGAUGCUUCAGGAGGGAAAACGAAAGGGCAGGGAACUGGGACGGUUCUUGCUGUAACUCUUGUUGCUGUGGAUACCGAGAUCAGCGUUAAUGCUGCCAUGCUACAGGAAGGACUUGGUAGGCUUGAAAAAAGGAACAGACGGGACAGAAGAGAGAAACAGCAAGCUCUUGAUAAUUUAGAGAAAUUCCAGGCAGAGGCAAAGACAAGCCGGCGUGGAAUCUGGCAGUAUGGAGAUAUUCAGUCGGACGACGAGGACACUGCCCCCCCUGCAAGAAAGGCUAGUGGCCGGAAGUGAGUGUCAUUUCUUUGGGGGAAGGUAACUUAUAAUUUAUAAGUUACUUAUAAUGUAGACAUCUUCACAGGGAAUAUGAGUCGAGUUAUAGUCAUCCACAUUUUACAUUGAGUUAAGAGAGGAAAAGAAAAUGCCGUGCGUAAUGCUUUGUGAGUUUUGUUUUUCUUGUUAUGAAUUUUGUUGUUAGAUUAAGGGGGACAAUUGUUUUCAAAUAUCAGACAAUAAAAGGGCAUGCGGCAGAAUUUAAUUAUUAUUAAUUAAUAUAUCAUGGGACGGCAUAGACAUUGUUUUAUGGUGAUAGUUAAGAACUUCGUUUUCAUUUU